CCUCCUCCUCUCUCCUCGCUCCUCAAGUCUACUACUACUACUGCCGCUAGCCCAGCCAUCUCUCUUUUUCUCUCGUCUCCAUUCCAGCACCACCACCACCACGAGAGGACAAAAAAAACCAACAACAACAUUGGAACGAAAAUAUACGGCAAAACCCUAGAUCUCUCACCCCCACGGCAUUGCUGACUGGGCUGCGCCUUUCUAUGAGCGCGGGCCCCAAGUGGUGAGGGACGCACGGCGAUGGCCUCAGCCGCUACCGCCGCCGCCGUCAUGACCUCCCCGGUCCCCGGCGCCGCCGCCGCCGCCGCCGCGGCCGAGCCCGCAGCCUGGCUCAUGGACGAGCGCGACGGCUUCAUCACCUGGCUGCGCGGCGAGUUCGCCGCCGCCAACGCCAUCGUCGACCUCCUCAUCCUCCACCUCCGCGCCAUCGGCGAGCCGGGCGAGUACGACCACGUCUUCUCUGUCGUCCAGCAGCGCCGCCACCACUGGACGCACGUGAUCCACAUGCAGCAGUUCUUCCCCGUCAACGACAUCGCCUUCGCGCUCCAACAUGCCGGCUGGCGCCGCCGCGCGCACCCCGCCCAGGCGCUCGGGCCUGCCGCGUCGCCGGCCGCGCCGCCGCCGCCGCCCCCUCGCCGCCCAGCGUUCUCGCAGUCCCAUCACUCCCACCAGCACCAUCGCCACGGCGGCCACUACCGCCCCGAUCCACCGCGCGGCGGCAGCGCCUUUGCGGCCACUGGAUCCGAGAAAGAUGGACGUGAAGUUCAUAACAACAAGGAAGGGAGGGGGCUGAAAGAAGUGGGGAAUGUCGUCAAUACUAAAAGCUUCCGAUUGGAUUCUCCUAUACUUGAUGAGGGUGAAAAAGAAUCAAAGCUGCAAGCUGUUUCUGAAGGAAGUAGCAAAGUGGUUGCAACCCCUGUAGAGUAUUCAACCAAUGAGAUCAUUGAUGGAAGCAUGGUUAAUACUGUUGAAGGGCUCAAGGUUUAUGAAGGGUUGGUAAAUAUGACUGAAGCAAAUAAGAUCCUUUCUUUAGUUAAUGAAACAAAAGCCUCUUACCGACGAGGGGGCCUUGAAGCUGGGCAGACAGUUAUUAUUGCUAAAAGACCAACGAAGGGUCAUGGAAGGGAAAUUGUUCAGCUGGGCGUUCCUAUCAUUGAAGGUCCUCCUGAUGAUGAAAAUCAAAGAGAAACAAGGGUGGAGGCGAUUCCUGGGUUGCUGCAUGAUCUGUUCGAUCGCUUGUCUCAGCAGGAAGUUAUACCCUUCAAACCAGAUUAUUGUGUUAUCGACAUCUUCAGUGAGGGAGACUAUUCUCAUCCUCACCAAUCUCCUCCUUGGUAUGGUAGACCUCUUUGUACCCUCUGCUUAACAGAUUGUGAUAUGGUGUUUGGCCGAUCCAUAUCAGUAGGAGAACGAGGUGAUCAUAGAGGUCCUCUGAAGCUCUCUCUCGCAACUGGGUCACUUCUACUCAUGCAAGGGAAAAGUGUUGAAUGUGCAAAGCGAGCUAUUCCUGCUACACGCAAGCAGAGAGUUAUACUGAAUUUUGGAAAAUCUGUAGCAAGAAAGCACAUCCCAGCUGAAAGCACCCGCUUUACUCCUCCAUUAACACCUCCUCCUAUGCCCUGGGGUCAAUCAUCAAGGCCAGCUAACAUCUCCCGCCAUCCCCAAAGUCCUAAGCACUUUGGAUAUGCUCCAGCCAGUGGUGUACUUCCAGCACCAGCAGUUGGAUCUCAUCACGUCCCACCGCCUGAUGGGAUGCAGCCACUGUUUGUAGCCGCUUCUCCUGUUUCUGCUGCAGCCAUACCUUUCACGCCAGCUGUUCCCUUGCCAAACACAACAGCAACAUGGAUACAAGAAGCUCCAAGGCCUGCACCGCCAAGAUUCCCUGGUCCUGGUACAGGGGUCUUCCUUCCUCCGGGAUCAGGCCAUCCUCUGCCUCAUCAGAUGAUGCCAGCUUCCCAUGGCCAUGGCGAACCCAACUCCCCACAAGGUUCAUCUGCUUACCUGCAUAAUAAUAAGAUCACUGGCAAGGAGAUGUCUAAUGGCAAUCAUUCUCCUAAGAACUCGCCAACAAAGAGGUCUUACACAGCUGAGGAGAAACCAGAAUGCAAUGGGAGCUCAAAUGGCGGUGGCAUCUUUGUGGAUGAGAAGUCAGCUGUAGGUAUGGAGCAGCAGAAUGGUAGUCUAAAGAAUGUUGGGAGCAGCAAGGUCCAGCCACCUGGACAUGCAACUAAAUAGAAGGGGAGUUCUAGUACAUAGACAACAGAAAACUGAAGAGACAAGAAGUUUAAUUUUUUUGGGCCAUGGAUUUGCGGUAGUGCGCAGAGCUUAGCAGUGGUCUUCGUUGGCAACUCUCUUAUCCUUGACAAGAAACCUCAGUGUCGAGACUGAAAACGUUGUCUUAAAUUUUGUAGCUGCUCUGUUGCAAAUCUGGAUUUAUCACAUUGCCUUAAGUUAUCAUCUGCUAUCAUAACAGAAACGUGGGCAAUGAAAACCAUUUCUGAUGUAUGUUUGUUGCGCAAAUCUGAUCAACCUAGUACAUCCGAAA
This is a messenger RNA of Sorghum bicolor (sorghum), 2545 nucleotides long. RefSeq lists its product as uncharacterized. Gene Ontology annotation, molecular function: demethylase activity; mRNA binding. Bases 241 to 2235 code for a protein of 664 amino acids. The record is from RefSeq and is a predicted model, not a curated record. The transcript has 8 exons. Lineage: Eukaryota; Viridiplantae; Streptophyta; Magnoliopsida; Poales; Poaceae. Gene Ontology annotation, biological process: mRNA catabolic process.